Molecule: messenger RNA, 1163 nt
Organism: Protopterus annectens (West African lungfish)
Lineage: Eukaryota; Metazoa; Chordata; Ceratodontiformes; Protopteridae
Product: arylamine N-acetyltransferase, pineal gland isozyme NAT-10-like
Exons: 1
Coding region: 4-888 (294 amino acids)
Molecular function (GO): acetyltransferase activity
Source: RefSeq, a predicted model, not a curated record
GCAAUGAACCUUGAAGAAUAUUUUUCAAGAAUCCAGUAUUCUGGUACUUACAGUAAAGCUGACCUUGUGACUCUAAAUCAACUCCAUGAGCAACACCUUAGGUUUAUACCAUAUGAGAAUCUAAGCAUUCAUUGUGGAGAGAAGAUAGUCACUGACCUAGAAGCAUGCUACAACAAGAUUGUAAGGAAAAAACGGGGAGGAUGGUGUAGUGAAAACAAUAGUGUUUUUGCUUGGGUGCUGAAAAAACUAGGAUAUGAUGUUACACUUCUUGCGGCAUGUGUUUAUGAUAUUGAAAAAAAGGCCUACUCUGACAGGAUGUCCCAUAUGAUAAUCAAGGUAGUCAUAAAUGGAAAUACCUAUAUAGCAGAUGUAGGCUUCAGUUCCUCUAGGCAAAUAAGGCAACCACUAGAACUCACCUCUGGAAAAGACCAACCACAGAUUCCUGGUGUGUUUCGCCUAACUGAAGAAAGUGGAGUUUGGUAUCUGGAUAAAAUUAGCAGAAAGAAAUCUGUUCAUCAUCAGAGUUUCCAUGGCUUACCUCUUCUUGAAAACAAUGAAAACAGCAAUCGUGUUGUGAAGAUUUACAGGUUUACACUAGAACCAUACAGCACUGAACAACUUCAACUAAAUUGCAUUUACCUGCAGACAUCCCCAGAGUCAUUGUUCACCAAGAAGUCUAUAUGCUGUCUACAGACACAUGAUGGAGUUCAAACUUUGGUUGGGUGGACUUAUGGUGAGGUCACAUAUAAAUAUGAGGAAGACAUGGACCUGAUUACCUUCAAAACCCUUACUGAUGAAGAAGUAAAAAAUACAGUAAAGGAAAAAUUUGGCAUUGUGUUAGAAAAAAAAUUAGUACCUGCUAAUAAUGCUGCACACAUCCUGGUUUAAGUGAUAAAACCAUGGUUACCAAAGACCUUGAAAAUCAAUACAUAUAGUAUACUAUACAAAACUUAUAUGAUUUUUGCAUUGUGCUAAUAUCUGUGGUAUUUACAUCUGUCUACUCAAUGUUUUAAUAUAACAGGUGACAGCUGAAAACAGGAGGGUUUAGUUAACUCUAAUUACCUUAAAUCAAUUAGCUAAUAAACAUAAAGAUAAUGUUGCUGAAUUCAUACAGUGGCAUGCUGCACCAUUUCAUUCUCAGUUCAUGAUGUAUUGUGUAUCAA